Sebastes umbrosus (honeycomb rockfish) is the source of this 3632-nucleotide messenger RNA. Its product is annotated as BMP/retinoic acid-inducible neural-specific protein 3-like. Bases 1056 to 3434 code for a protein of 792 amino acids. NCBI's taxonomy places the organism in Eukaryota, Metazoa, Chordata, Actinopteri, Perciformes, Sebastidae. Gene Ontology annotation, biological process: positive regulation of neuron differentiation; negative regulation of mitotic cell cycle. The transcript has 7 exons. The record is from RefSeq and is a predicted model, not a curated record.
AUCCAGGAAACCUGUUCCCUGAUAAUGGCCCUGCAAUUAUUCUCACUGGUAAAAAUCCAGCAAUUGUGCGUGUCACCAUAUAGGUUGAUGUGAACCAUUUGCUGCAGGGGCUCUGAAGCUGUGGCACAGGACAAUAAAAAAAAAGAAGAAGAAAAAAAAAUAACACAGGGAGAUAAUUAGCCUAUUAUCAAGCUCCUUUUAACACUUUUAAUGUGCCACGUUUCACAGAGAGAACACCCUGUGAUGGCAAAUAAUGAGGAUGAAUUAUGUGGAGGUAAUGGUGAAUGAUGGAAGCGGGCCCUGAUGUGCCAUCAUCAUCAUCAUCACCAUCACCAUCACCCUGCUGUCCUGAAAACUUGAACACACUCAGACUGUAUAUUUCACCCUCAUUAUGAUGCACUUGCUCGCCCUCUUGCUAUCUCACUUGUAAAAAAAAGAAAAAAAAAAGAGGGGAAGAAAAAGCUCUCUGUGCUGAAGCAGGAGCUCAUUCAUCCAGCAGCUCGCUCUGCAGAAGAGGAGGAGGAGGAGAGGAGGAGAGAUAACAGCUCACACGCAAGACAUUUAGAAGAAGAACAGCGACUUUAAAAAGGAUCAUAUGGCGCGUUAAAAGGGAUUCAGCUCAGGAUGGAGAGAUCUAUCUUUUGCAUUCAACCUCUGGAGAUACCGCGGACAUCCUCGGAAUGAACUCCUCCGUAGUGGCGCCUCCAGUGAUGCUGCUGCUGCUGCUGCAACUUGUCACCGAGGAGCGGCUGUGAUGCGCGGAUGCUGGAGGAUCGUCUCCACAAAUAAAAGUUGGAGUGCAGGAAUCAAGUUUGACAGAAAAGGACCCAUCACCAUUUAAUGCAUGUGGCCGGAUCACUGAGGGUUUUUAUUCGUCACUUGAGAGCGCGUUGUUUGCAAAAUCAAGGUGAGCGUCUUCUCACUAUAAUAAAAACAUUUAACUCUCAAAAGGAAAUAUUCUGCGCGACGCACUACUUUUUAUAAAGUGAAACUAUCUGUCCUCCUCUCUCUCUCCUACUAUAGUCCGGAGAGAAUGAGGUGUCGCUGGGUGAAGCAUGAGCUGUCAGAGAAUCAGUCAUAAGCGGCUGUUGUCUCUGCUAUGGGAGGGGGCAGCUCUCAGCCUCUGGAUCUGCUGCUGCUGCUGCUGCUGCUGGACCUCCGGAGCAGCUGGAACCUCUGGAGCAGCCGGACAAGGCGACGGCUCCCUGGGCUGGCUGCUGUCCGAUAAAGGGCCCUUCCACCAGUCCCUGGAGUUCACGGAGGCUGCAGAGAGGUACCAGCAAGGCUUCAGCACCAGAUACAAGAUCUACAGGGAGUUUGGUCGAUGGAAGGUCAACAGCCUGGCGGUGGAGAAGCGAGACGGUUUUGGUGGCAGCGGCGGCCUGGCUCUGCCCCUCGACCCCGACUUCAUGCACACCAUCCGCCAGCUGGGGAGGCGGCCAACCCUCCAGACGAUUACGGAGAGUCUAAUCAAGAAAUAUGGCACCCACCUCCUCCUCUCUGCCACUCUGGGAGGGGAGGAGUCUCUGACAAUAUUUGUGGACAAACGGAAGCUCAGCCAGGAGUCUUCGCCCGCGGGGUCCAAUGGCAGCCGCAGCAGCAACAGGAACUCUAACAGUACGGGGACGGUGACCCUGGAGGCCCUCCACCAGCUGGCUGCUUCCUACUUCACCGACAGAGAGAGCACGCUACGCAGGCUGCACCACCUCCAGAUCGCAUCCACCGCCAUACGGGUGACGGAAACCAGAACUGGGCCGCUCGGAUGCAGCAACUAUGACAAUCUGGACACAGUCAGCUCCGUACUGGUUCAUAGUCCAGAAAACAAGGUUCAACUACAAGGGCUGCAGGUCAUCCUACCAGGCUACUUGCAGAGCCGCUUCAUUCAGGCGGCUCUCAACUACAUCGGCUGUAAAUCUGAGGGCCACUUUGUGUGCCAGAGCAGUGACUGCUGGUGCGAUUGCAGCGCGGACUUCCCUCAGUGCAACUGUCCUCUCUCUGACCUGGACACUCUGGAAAGCAACUUGUUGAGAAUCAAAGACACCUGGAGGCGGACCAACCAGGAGUUUGAGGAAUCUGAGGAGUUCCAAAGCUUUGUUGGGAAACUGCCAACCCAUUACGCUGUAAACACAUCUGUCGUGGAACACAUGUGGAGGACGGAUGCCAGCUUGCUCCAGCGCUACAGGCAGCUGGAGACCAGUAGCAACCAGCUCCUCGCCAAAGCUCGCCGCGCCGUUAACAAGCUCUUCAGCCUCAGCAAGAGGUGCCGAAAACAGCCCAAAAUAGUCCUGCAGAGGACGAGGCCCCUGCACUUCUGGUUGAGCUACGCCCUCUCCAUUUUAUACUGCAGCAAGAACAACCAGGUCGGUGUUUACAGCGACGAGAGCCGCAGCUGCUCCUGCCCCUACAACCGCCCGCCUUGCCAGGGCCUCAUUCCCUGCUCUGUGGGCGACGGUGCCCGCUGUGCCUCCUGUUCCACAGAGAACAGGACACGAUGCUCCAGCUGUAACCUCGGCUUCACCCUGACCCAGGGAGCCUGCCGGCCCGCUGUGCCCGACCCCACUGACCCCUACCUGGGCUUGGAGAGUGACCGAGACCUGCAGGAUCUGGAGAUGCGCUACCUGCUCCAGCGGCGCGACCCCCGCAUCGCUCUGCAUGCCGUGUUCGUGAGCAAUGACGUGCGUGUUAACACUUGGUUUGACCCGUCCUGGAGGAAGAGGAUGCUGCUGACCCUCAAGAGCAACCGGGUGAAGUCCAACCGCGUCCACAUGCUCCUCGGACUCGCCCUCCAGUUUUGCCUCACCAGAAACAGCACUCUGGAGCCGGCGUUGUCUCUGUUUGUGAAUCCGUUCGGGGGCAGCCAUUCAGAGAGCUGGACCAUGCCUAUAGGUCAGCACGGAUACCCUGACUGGGAGCGCACCAGGCUGGAUAUCCCCUUGGACUGCUAUAAUUGGACUUUAACUCUAGGAAACAGAUGGAAGAGCUUUUUUGAGACGGUUCAUUUCUACCUGAGGAGUCGUAUCAGGGAACCCGUGGGAGUGACAGGAGGCAACAAGAACACGACGUUGUACUACGAGCCUCUGGAGCCGACAGAGCCGUCCAACAACAUCGGCUACAUGAAAGUGAACAGCAUGCAGCUGUUCGGAUACAGCGUGCAUUUUGACCCCGAGGCGAUCCAGGACCUGAUCCUGCAGAUAGACUACCCGUACACUCAGGGAUCGCAGGACUCGGCCCUGCUGCAGCUGGUGGAGCUGCGCUACAGGGUUAACCGCCUCUCGCCUCCAGGGGCCCCACACGUGGAUCUGUUCGCCUGUCUGCUCCGCCACAGACUCAAACUGUCCAGCGCAGACGUGACCAGGAUACUCACUGCCCUGCAAGCUUUCAGUGCCAGACAGCCAAACUACGCGGAGUACGAGGCGAAUAAACUGUGUAGUUAAUGGCCUCUAUUUGAUGUUUUGUACUAUCUCCUUGCCACAGACAGGCCUGUAUCCUUUGUCAGCUGGAUCCAUUUGUGUCAAGUGUGUGGUAUGUUGUUCAAGGCUUUGUUGUACAAACACUACGUGCAAUUAAAUUUGAUGUUUUCAUAAUUUCAGUGUAGUUUUAUGGAUUAAAGCCCUUGAAAACUUGGUUUCAAA